AUGCCAGUCCAGUCAGAGCAACAGAAGCUGCUGGAGGACCGUCUGUUUCGCGAUUUUAAAGGCUGGACUUGGUCCGAACGCGCUCGUGACACUAGCUCGUGGCUUUGGGACUUUGGCUGCGAUAUUCAACGGCAUGGGACCCGGAAAUGGGCUUGCAAGCACUGCAUCCUCAUAAAUCGGCCCAGUAUCGCCAGUUUUGCGUCGUCAAGCCUUCAGAACGCGGCAAAUCACCUGUGGCGUGAGCACAAAAUACCAGCACCAGCACGCGAGAAAAGGAGCACGGCACAGCUGAAAUCAGAAGGCGCACCGGAAUCGAAGCAGCCGACUAUUGCCUCUGCUUUGAAACUGAACGUUGACAAGCCUAGGGAACAGACUAUCGCGAAUUGCAUCAUCUCACGGUUUGAUAAACAGCACUUCCAGCGAAUGCUAGUGGAAUUAAUCGUGAGUAGCAAUCAAUCCUUCUCCUUCGUGGAGAACCCCGUCCUCCGAGAAAUCUUCGACUAUUUGAGUCCAUCCGUUUCGAUCCAAUGCGCCAACCUGAGCGGCAGUGCUAUUCGAUAUAAGAUUAUUCAAGAAUAUAACCGCCACAAGCAGAGGGUUAUAGAAGUGCUGAGGAGCUCCACUGGACUGCUCCAUAUAUCAUUUGAUGGCUGGACGUCUCGAAAUAAGCUUGCCCUGUAUGGGAUUGCCUGCUUUUUUAGAGAUGAGAAGGACCGGCCCUGCAAAAUCAUAAUUGGGGUUCCAGAGGCUCAUCGCCACUUCGGCUCAACGAUCGGCGGGGAGGUUCUCGAUGUCCUGCAUGCUCUUGGUGUGAGUCGAGAGAAGAUUGGCUAUUUCACCCUUGACAACGCUGAAAAUAACGAUACGGCGAUGGAGGUUAUCGGGGCUGAGCUUGGGUUCAACGGCCGGCUGCGCCGUGGACGUUGCAUGGGCCACACCAUCAACUUGUCAGCCAAGGCACUGUUAUUUGGGAGAAAUACGGACGCGUUCGAGCAGCAAUUAUCAGGCGCAGAAGCGUUAUCUGAUGCUGAAUACGCUCGAUGGCGCCGAAAAGGGCCUGUUGGGAAGUUACAUAAUAUCGUUGUGGAUGUGCGCGUUACCCAUCGGCUGAUAUACUUAUUCAAAGAGGUUCAGAGGGAAGAAAUUGAUCGCGCCACCACCCUGAAACUUCGGUCGAAGAAACCGCUCAAGCUAAUCAUCGAUAACGACACGCGCUGGCUGUCACAGCUCUACAUGAUCCGCAGGGCUCUGCGGUUAAAAACGUCCAUCAAACUACUGCUGGUCAGGUACAAGGCACAGUGGGAAGACGAAAAUCGGUCUAGGAAGACUGGGCAGGUGACGCAAGCCAAGUUGGCCAAAAAGCCACGCAUCCUCCGAGACGAGAACCAACUGACAGACAGAGACUGGGAGGUCCUCUACCAUUUGGAGGCUAUUCUGACCGUCUUCGAAACCGUGGUGAAGACGCUGGAGGGCGAUGGGCACAUCCGUAAGCGCAGACAGGGCUGGACCGGUUCCUACGGCAAUGUCUGGGACGUGGUGCUGGGGUACGAGCUGCUUCUUAACACACUGGAAGAGUAUAAAGAGCUUGCUGCUGGUUUUCCUGAUGCAGAGUACUUGCGCAUCGGAAUCAACCUUGCUUGGGAUAAGCUGGAUGAGUAUUACCAACGGCUGGAUGAGACGCCGAUAUACUAUACAGCCAUGGCGCUCCAUCCAGCCUAUCGCUGGGACUGGUUUGAUGAGACGUGGUCACAUAAGCCUAGUUGGGUAAAAAGGGCAAAAGAGAUGGUUGCCGAUGUCUGGUUAUCCGAUUACGCCCACCUUGAAGUUGGAACUACCAGCAGCAGGAGUGACGAGGAGCCACCAGCUAAACGGUCUCGGUUUUUCAACCCGUUCGAGAAGAACAGUCGUCUGCCAAGCUCAACACCAGCCUACGUAACAACUAUAAUGGGCGACGAGUACCAGGCGUGGCAGACGGAUCGUGAGGUAGGUGACAGCAAUGUUCGCGAUCCAAUCCGUUACUGGAUCACGAAAAAAGGCAGAUAUCCCAGGUUAUCCAGGAUGGCCUUGGACUUCCUGACGAUUCAGCCAAUGUCAGCCGAAUGUGAAAGGUUAUUUUCAGCAGCUGGCAAGAUGGUCUCGGCAUUGCGUACAGACCUCGAUGCUGAGAUUAUUGGAAUCUGUCAGGUUUUACGUUCUUGGUAUCGUGCAGGCCUCAUCAAGGACCUAGAUCCAUUGCUUCACUCGCAUGUUGAGACUCAACUGGAUGGAGUCUACGCGACUCUGAGCGACAAUGAACUGGCACUUGCCGAGUCAAAGUGGCUAUUGGACGGCGAGGACAGCGUCAGCGAGGGGGGUGAUUUAGUACUGCAGCAGACGGGGGAAGAGUUAAUAACGAAAUAUGAAAGUGAGGCCGAAUAG
Molecule: messenger RNA, 2418 nt
Organism: Pochonia chlamydosporia 170
Lineage: Eukaryota; Fungi; Ascomycota; Sordariomycetes; Hypocreales; Clavicipitaceae
Product: restless-like transposase
Exons: 2
Coding region: 1-2418 (805 amino acids)
Molecular function (GO): protein dimerization activity
Source: RefSeq, a predicted model, not a curated record